Naumovozyma dairenensis CBS 421 is the source of this 792-nucleotide messenger RNA. RefSeq names its product nicotinamide-nucleotide adenylyltransferase (gene POF1). Gene Ontology annotation, molecular function: nicotinamide-nucleotide adenylyltransferase activity; ATP hydrolysis activity. The transcript has a single exon. Lineage: Eukaryota; Fungi; Ascomycota; Saccharomycetes; Saccharomycetales; Saccharomycetaceae. The record is from RefSeq and is a predicted model, not a curated record. Gene Ontology annotation, cellular component: nucleus; cytoplasm. Bases 1 to 792 code for a protein of 263 amino acids.
AUGAUGAACUAUUCCAAACUAUAUGAGCAAUUCAGAGAAUCGAACAACAAGUUCCAGGUUAUACAUGGAAAAGAAAACCUAACUAAAGUAGAAAAACUUCUGGUAUUGGACUCGUCUUUCAAUCCUCCUCAUUACGGCCACUACACUUUAGUCAAGAAGAGUUUAGAAUUUUACAAGCAGAAAUUAGUUGAUCAUAACAAAAUUCACGUUUUACUUUUGUUAUCAACAAAUAAUGCAGAUAAAGCACCUACACCAGCAGCGUUUCCCAACAGGAUGGAAAUGAUGUGUCUGAUGGCUAAUUUACUUUCUGAGAAUGAAAAUAUAAGUGUCUCUGUCGCCAUCACAAUUUUUGGAAAAUUUAUUGAUAAGACUGAAAUUAUCAAAACAGAUUUUUAUCCAACAUCUGAAGGUGAUAUUGUAUAUCUGGUUGGAUUUGAUACUAUUAUUCGAAUCUUUGAUCCGAAGUAUUAUCUUCCAAUUACUGUCCUUGAGGCAUUGGAAAUAUUUAUGGAGGAAGUAGAAUUUUGUUGUUUGACAAGAAUAGGGUCUGACCAACUAAUGAAACAGCUAUCCUACUCAGCAGAUAUUUUGGCAGGAAAAUAUGAGCCCAUAAUACCUAGGCAGUGGGGUGCAAGAAUCCAUGUUCUUUCGAAUGAUGAACGAUACUCUUCAGUAUCUUCAUCUGAAAUAAGAGAGCUAGUUAAUACAGGUAGAGAUAAGAGCAUACUGACGGACAAGUUACCAGAUAAGAUUAUUGACUACAUUUUCUCGCGAAGUUCCAAACUUUUCUGA